AUGAAGCAGGCGUGCUGGCUCAAUCGCUUCCACCUUAGCUGUCUUCGAUGGAUACUGAAGCUGAGGUGGCAGGACCGAAUCCCUGACACUGACUUACUGGAGUGGACGAUAAUCCUCAGCAUCUGCGCCAUGCUGGGACAACUGCAAAUGCGUUGGCGCGGCCAUCUCGUGCGGUUAGACAACGAUCGGUUACCUAAACAACUCUUCUACGGAGAUGUAGUCAGGUGUCCCCGCCGACAAGGAGGCCAAGUCCACCGCUACAAGGACAGUCUGAAGACUUCCGUAAAGCAUCUGCAGGUCAACCCCGCCAACUGUGAAGACUUUGCCCGAGACCGUCCGAUCUCGAGGAGGACAAUGAAAACAGGCACAGCGAUCUAUGAUGCCAAUCGCAUAACCGCCUCCAAAGACAAACGAGAGACCCGCAAAUCCCAAUUGCGCCCGCCUCUAAACGCAAACGCCCAACUGCCCCCAACGUGUCCACCUUGUCAGCAGACAGUCCGGGCGCCAGUUGGACUUGUUGCACAUGUUCGGAUCAACUGCACCACUUGGGCCGCACCAAACGUCGGUUCUCCGUCCACCUUCCCCUCGCCUUCUAUGCCGUUAACGAACUCCGACCGCCCUUCCGAACCAUUACUUGCACCCUCCUCCUCCUCCUUCUCCUCCCCCUCCUCCUCGUUCCCCCUCCCCUCGUUCUCGUCCACCUUCCCCUUCUUCUCCAAUGCCUUAACUUCUGCCGUUUUGGCGUCUAUUCUACACUUUAACACUGCUCACAAUCCUGACACACCAUCAAACGCCAACUUCACCAUCGAUGACACCAGUGGUGCGAACCUUGAUUAUACCUGCCCUAAUUGCGGCCGCACCUUCACCUCAAACCUCGGCCUGGUCGGUCACCUGCAAAUCCAUCGCACAGAGAUUGGCGAACCAAUGCCUGGAUCACCAACCUACACCCGCUGCACCCGCUUCCAGUGUCCACACUGCCCUCGCACAUUCAUAAAUCGAAUAGGCCUAUUCGGCCACAUGCGUAUCCACGAGAGCUGA
This is a messenger RNA of Spirometra erinaceieuropaei, 1038 nucleotides long. The record is from the annotation of a GenBank genome assembly. Lineage: Eukaryota; Metazoa; Platyhelminthes; Cestoda; Diphyllobothriidea; Diphyllobothriidae.